Aphis gossypii (cotton aphid) is the source of this 536-nucleotide messenger RNA. RefSeq lists its product as uncharacterized. The record is from RefSeq and is a predicted model, not a curated record. Bases 162 to 536 code for a protein of 124 amino acids. NCBI's taxonomy places the organism in Eukaryota, Metazoa, Arthropoda, Insecta, Hemiptera, Aphididae. The transcript is spliced from 2 exons.
UGUAAUUUAUUGUCGACUAGCUUUAUUUAUAAGAACAUCUAUAAAAAGUUUUACAUUAUUUCUAAAUGUAUACACAAUACUAAUAUAUUUUUUUUGGUAAAUACAUUUGUAAGUUCAAUUUUCAAAUUUUAAUAUCAAAAAUAUAUUUUAAGACAUGUGGUAUGGCGGAGUUUGUAAAUGUUCAUGUCGGUUCAUUUGUCUCAUUGCAUAGAACAAUGCGUAGACAUCGACGACGAAUUCAUCCAAUCACUCCUCAGUCUAUGACUGAUUUUCACGUGCAGUUAACUGGAGAUUAUGCGCACUUGUCUAUGAUACAUAAUCAAUCAAUAUACUGUGGCAUUGUUGGUACAACUCCAGAGGAAGGAACCACUUUACUUUUCAUUUUGCCUGAAAUCAAAAAUUUACUUAGGACUGGUUCAACUUUUUUAUUGGAUGGCACAUUUUCCAGUUCACCAAGUUUUGGAAACGAAUGCCACCAAUUAUAUGUCAUAAUGGGCAUAGCGUUUAAUACUGUAAGUUUUGUAUGUAAUUUGUAA